GAGACACUAUGUCAAUUCACCGACCUUUGAAAGGAGGAAUAGAGGGAAAAGACGAGAAAAUUGCCAUCCAGGAGGGUCAAAAAUGUACAUGCUGAUUGGCGUCAGCUUCGGCCUGCUGUGCAUCAUACAGUGCGCGCUCAAUGUUUCUCUUCGGCUACAGGCUGCUGGGUUUUCUAACAGGUCAGACAACAUGGCUUGCAACUUCACCCUAUCAGCUGAUGACAUUGGAGUCCUGAUUUUAGAGAGGGACCGACUGCUUCAAGAUAUAGAUCAACUGAAUCAAGAUAAAGACAAACUGCUUCAAGAGAAAAACCAGCUCCUUCAAGAUAAAGACCAACUGAAUCAGGAUAAAACCAAACUGGUUCAAGAGAAAAACCAGCUCCUUCAAGAUAAAGACCAACUGAAUCAGGAUAAAACCAAACUGGUUCAAGAGAAAAACCAGCUCCUUCAAGAUAAAGACCAACUAAAUCGAGAUAAAAACAAACUGGUUAAAGAGAAAAAUCGACUGGCAAAAGACAACAAAGAGCUACAGGUCGCAAACAGUCAACUGACUGAAGAGAAAAACAUAUUAAAUGAGAAAGUCAUCAGACAACAAAAUCAGAUAUCAGAACUUCAGUCAAAACUAAGAACAGCAGAAGGAAACUCCGGGAGCUGUCCCCGGGAGUGGAAGCCAUACAAGUCCAGCUGUUACCAGCUUUCAUCUAUGGCAAGCACCUGGGAGAAUGCCAGAGAUGACUGUAGGAGAAAAGGAGCUCAUUUGGUGAUUUUGAAUGAUAACAAGGAAGAGGAUUUUGUCAGUAGUCUUGGAAGUGUCAAAGUGUGGAUGGGCUUGAGCGGUCAGUAUGACCCAUUCUCUUGGACACGGACAUGGACAUGGACAUGGACGGAUGGAAGCCUGUGUUCUGCGCACUGCGAUCAUCUGCAGCCUCUCCUCUCGUCUUGCAGUUGUGUAUAUCUUGAUCAAAACUACCCCCUGUUGAGCACCUGGGUCGCUCGGGAUUGUAACAGACAACACUUUUGGGUAUGUGAGAAGGAGUGUUCCAGACCUCAGUAAGACUUGCAUAACAAACAUGUGGCACAUGGUUUCCUUGUAAUCUGAACCUGCACAGUGAGCAAGGCAUCAUCUGAAAGGCUUAUGUAAAAUUUCAGAGGACAAUUUUUUACUUUGGGUGAACUAGAUAAAAGUAAAAAAAACUAAAUCCUAUCAUUUGUUUAUAUUACAACGAUUUUAAGCUGCUGAAGUUGUAUCGAUAGAUAAGUGUGUUUUACCAUCAUAGUCAGUAAUGGCAUCUUCAGUGCUCGCCUUCAGUGAGCAGUUGGAUGCCUUGGAUGUGUUCUUAGAACACAAUGACGCCCUUCAUAUGUGGAGGACUUAAUGAGGUGUGCAAACUGCUGGUGACCACUAGAGGGUGAUAUUUAUAUAUUUUUGUACCUCAUACCCCUCAUGUAAAUGAAAUGUUUUAUUAUAAUGACAUCACUGAUUGCUCAAAGGAAGAGCAAUGAUUGGUUGAUCAGCCUGGUCAGGCAGCUUCAGGUGUACUGCUUAUUUCAUUCUACGUCUUUUUAAAACUGCAGU
This is a messenger RNA of Toxotes jaculatrix (banded archerfish), 1576 nucleotides long. RefSeq names its product oxidized low-density lipoprotein receptor 1-like. The coding region runs from base 83 to 1054 and encodes 323 amino acids. The transcript has 6 exons. The record is from RefSeq and is a predicted model, not a curated record. Lineage: Eukaryota; Metazoa; Chordata; Actinopteri; Toxotidae.